GGCCAUGUAGAUCUACCCAGACUAGCCAAAGGCAGGGUCGGUGGCACUUUCUGGAGCGUCUUCGUCCAGUGUCCCGCCAACUGGACCGAUUUCUCCGACGCCAAUUAUGCGACUAGUGAGUUGUCGCCCGGUCUGAUUCUACUUGCAGGUGAAGGUGACUGACUGCGUCCGUCAGGCGUCCGCCAGACAAUUGAGCAGGUAGACGUUAUGCUGCGCCUACAGCAAGCUUACCCCGAGACGUUCUCUGCGCCUCCGAACGGCACGACUGCUCUUCAAGCCUUCAGGGAUGGGAAGAUCAUUUCGCCACUUGGGAUGGAAGGGCUACAUUCUAUUGGUAACUCGCUGGCCCUAUUGCGAGACUUCCAUGCGCGUGGUGUUGCGUAUGCCACACUCACCCAUAACUGCCACAACCGGUAUGCCGAUGCGGCCCUCGUUGAGAUCGCUGGUGGGAUCAAGAAAGCGGAUCCUCUCUGGCACGGAGUUAGCGAAGCGGGCAAAACGCUCGUGCACGAGAUGAACCGACUCGGCAUGAUUGUCGACUUGUCUCACGUGAGCACAGACACGAUGCGUGAUGUUUUAGGGGCCGGAAAGGAUGACUGGUCCGGCAGCCGCGCGCCAGUCAUCUUCAGCCACAGCUCCGCAUAUGCCGUCUGUCCUCACCCUCGCAAUGUCCCUGACGAUAUCUUGGAGCUGGUCAGAGCGCGCAGGUCACUGGUUAUGGUCAAUUUCGCUCCGGAUUUUGUUUCGUGCACGGCCUCAGAAGAUUCCAACGGGCUGCCCCAUUUUGAGCCCGAGACUGCCACCCUGGCGCACGUUGUGGAUCACAUUGUGCACAUCGGCGAACUGAUUGGCUUCGAUCACGUUGGUCUAGGAAGCGACUUUGACGGGAUUCCCACCGUUCCCCGGGGUCUCGAGGAUGUGUCCAAGUAUCCGGACUUAAUCGCGGAGUUGUUGAAGCGAGGUGUCAGCCAUGAGGAUGCAGGAAAGGUAGCCGGAGGGAAUUUGCUGCGAGUUUGGAAGGAAGUCGAUGACGUUGCUCUCCAAUUGCGGGCCGAGGGAGCACUUCCAGCUGAGGAUGACCUGUCUCGUGCCUGAAGCCAAUUUGUCAAAUUAUUCGACGCGUAGGUCUCGCCUCUCAUUGGACCGGGAGCCAUGCCAUACCGGACAAAUUUGGUAACAUUCGACCUCCACUUGCUUAGUUAUAGCUGAAGUAG
This is a messenger RNA of Aspergillus aculeatus ATCC 16872, 1214 nucleotides long. RefSeq names its product putative dipeptidase. Lineage: Eukaryota; Fungi; Ascomycota; Eurotiomycetes; Eurotiales; Aspergillaceae. The coding region runs from base 208 to 1095 and encodes 295 amino acids. Gene Ontology annotation, molecular function: metallodipeptidase activity. The record is from RefSeq and is a predicted model, not a curated record. The transcript has a single exon. Gene Ontology annotation, biological process: proteolysis.